Messenger RNA from Notolabrus celidotus (New Zealand spotty), 1470 nucleotides. RefSeq names its product centromere protein N (gene cenpn). The record is from RefSeq and is a predicted model, not a curated record. The transcript is spliced from 10 exons. Lineage: Eukaryota; Metazoa; Chordata; Actinopteri; Labriformes; Labridae. The coding region runs from base 149 to 1183 and encodes 344 amino acids. Gene Ontology annotation, biological process: CENP-A containing chromatin assembly; chromosome segregation.
UUCGUGCGCUCCCUUAUUGGCGGGUUGUUUGGAUGGUUUCAGACUGUGUUUUUGUUGCUGCGUACACUUCAGGGAGGAAUAAAUACACUCAGAAACUGGCCUCCAAAAAGCGCACCCAACCCUUAUACUGGUUUCUGCUUGAGGAAUAAUGGACGAGUCUGGGAAACGUUUGCUGCGGCGGCUCAUAAGACGGAUCCCUAGUCAGUUGCUACAAACAACCCUGGAGAAGUGGGGCCGACUGACGGAGGAUCAGCAGCAGUCCUUAGACUGUACUCAAUCCAAAUGGACCUUAACGGAGAAAAUGUUAACUAUGUGCGAGGAAAAUGAUUGGACACUUAAACGCAUCACGGAGCUCGAAAUGAUAUAUAUUAUGGACAAUCCCAACCAGGGAAUGUGGCAUGCCUACCAGCUCAUUGACCCUCAAGAUGAUGCUCACUGCGUAGAGGUCACACAAUUCAAUGAACAAUUUAAAUCUCAUCUCAGGGAGCUUUUAGGACAUGUGUCUAUAAAAAUAAAGAAGCACACUGAUGAAGCUGUAUGGAUUCGGAUUGCAUGGGGAGACAGCUACUCUCGGCCCAACCACAUGAAACCAACAUAUGUUGUUCACUAUCUUCAGACUCCGUAUGUCUAUGUGACCAGCCUGACUUCAAAGCAGAAGCCCCUGUUAUCCCAGGCCUUGGUUCUGUCCACCAGAUAUCAAGCUAUCAAGGAUGCUUAUCUCAGUGGACGGAAACUCACUGCCAUCAGGGACCUGCUGAUGAGACAGUACCAACAGGUGUUCCCCACAAAGUAUCCCAGCACUCUUGCAGAGGAGAAUCAAAUCUCAAACCCACACAUAAAUAAAGAACAAGAUGGAAAUGCAGCAAACAGACUUCAGCUGGCCUGUGAGGCCUUUGGUAACGGGACGUUACCUCAGCUACAGUCUGCAGUAUACAAGCUUGAGACAAAAUUCAGAGACCAGACCAACAAGACCAUGACAGAGCGAGAGGAGCCCUUCAGAUGUGUUGUCAAAUUUGAAAGCACCAGCCUCCUGGAGUCACUCAAAGACUGUGCAUCUUCAGGAUUUGCCUCCACCCCUGUUACACCUCUGCUCUCAUCUAUUUCCCUUAAAGGAAAGAAUUAUUUUGUCAUUACAGACAAUGACCCUGGUGCCUCCUCACAGUCAAGACGGCCCCAAAACUAAUGUGUGACAAACCUCGACUUAAUGGACUAACAAAACAACAGACUCAUUGGGGACAGAUCAUUGACCUGUAAUUCCAGCCAGGAGUAAAAGUUAAAAAAAUGCAAUGGCACUGAUAGUAGUGAUGUUUUUCACCAUUUUUAUGUUCAGUACAAUUUGUAAUACAAGACCUAAGUUCUUUCCAUUACUCAGUACCCCUUCAAUGCCAUAUAAUACAGAAAUGAACAGAACAGUUUAUGAAGACACUGAUUGUACAGUAUAUAAUAAUUAUCUUUCAGUUUGUUCCUUUG